UCUGUGGUAAGUGGGUUUUUGGUUUUCUGACGCGGUCAUGUCUUGCAUUCUGGUGCUAAGAAACUUAUUGGUUACCACCCACGUUGCAGUAGCAUUUAGAGGCUUCAGCCAGGCUAGGGACCUGUUGUGCUUGGCCCUGUACGAACAUAGAAAAUAAAAAUCCCCACCCCAAAGAGGUAGCUGGAGGGGCACAUCAGAAUAGGUAUUAGCAGGGGCAAAUCCACCAAAGUCUAAGCUAGGACUGAAGUCUUCAUGGAAAUGGGCUUUGCAGUGCCUGGUUUUGCCCCACUGUGCACUGAUCUACAUGAGAAAAUCCUCCAUCACCUCAGAAGAGAGGCUGUGUCCAUCUUGCCUCCAGAAGUUUAAUCUCUUCCCUAGUCCCCCUGGGCCUCACAGGUUUCAAAGUUGCUCUGCUCCCAACAUUUGCCAUUGGGUCCUUCAGACUUUCAAGAGGUCCACACGCAAUGUGUAUCCAGCUCUCCUGGAAAACUGGCCCCCCACUGUGGAUGCCAAGUAAGGUUGAACAUCUGCCCCCUCAUCAUUAAAGCUGGGAUGCCUGGCACUCAGAGUGCUUCAUUUCCCUUCUCACACUCUAUCUCGGAGGAGUUGGAGCAGGAAAAUGUUCUCGGCGAGCAAGGGAGUAAAAACAAGUCUAGAUUCCCAUCCUGUAACGGAAACAGCAGAGAGGCGAUGGGAUUUGGGGUUCCUCCUGCAAUACGCAGAGGCUAUUCCAGAUGUUGUUCCUUCUUUACUCCUGAAGGACACUGCUUGGAAGAGUCGCUGGAAGACAAUGGGCGCGUUGUCGGAGGGAGUAAUGCAAAGCAAGGUGCAUGGCCAUCGCAGAUUUCCCUCCAGUAUAGCUCUGGUGGAAAAUGGUAUCACACCUGCGGUGGGUCGUUGGUGAAGAAGAACUGGGUGAUGACUGCAGCUCACUGCGUGGACAGAUCCUUGACUUUCCGGGUGGUCGCCGGAGAGUACAACCUGAAUAAGAACGAUGGCACGGAGCAGUAUUUGAGCGUGGAGAGUAAGGUCAUCCAUCCUAAAUGGAACAGCAACUCUGUUGCUGCUGGCUACGACAUCGCUCUGCUCCGUCUCUCCCAGAGCGCAUCUCUGAACAGCAACGUGCAGCUGGCCGCGCUGCCCAGUUCAGGCCAGAUUCUGCCAAACAACAAUCCUUGCUACGUCACUGGCUGGGGCUUGACCCAAACUAAUGGGAAGCUGGCUGAAAUCCUGCAGCAAGCUUCGCUUCCCAUCGUAUCCUACAGUAUCUGCUCCAGUUCCAGUUACUGGGGCUCCACGGUCAAGGACACCAUGGUGUGUGCUGGAGGUGACGGUGUGCACUCUUCGUGCCAGGGUGAUUCUGGAGGCCCUCUGAACUGCCUGGUGAAUAGCAAGUACUACGUCUGUGGAGUGACCAGUUUUGGUUCCUCCUCGGGCUGUAACGUCUACCGGAAGCCCUCGGUGUUCACCAGGGUGUCUGCCUACAUUUCCUGGAUCAAUAGCAUAACUAGCUGAACAGGCUGAGAGGAUGGACUCAAGGUCAAAGAACAAUCCCUUUUCCUAAUCGGAAUACACUCUCACGCUGUCCGUCUUCAUCUUCUCUACUGCCCAUCUGCUCAAUUAUCCCAUUUGCUCUGUAGCAUUGUACCUGUAACUCUAGUGCCAAUAAACCUAUGUUAAAAUUACUCUCUUCUCUGUUCAGUAGUGAUGAAACCACAUACAAAGUCCCUUUCUUCUCCAGUCCCCAGUGAGGGUUCCUUUGGACAUGCAUGAUGGAACGUUUUCCCCUCCUGUACCUGACACCAACAUUAUGGCAAAGAUUAGUGUAGUGUGUUGGUUUGUGUUGUGGCAGUGAUGCCUCCUUUGAACGGUCCCCGCUCCCUGGAGCGGUUUGAUUUGAAGCAUUAAUGACGUUCUACAGUGAUAAUGAGAAGUCCUUUUGUGUAGCGAUUUACGAGGGCUUUCCCGCACCAUGGAAAUCAAUCAAAUCAUCUAUCAUAGCUACUUCUAUGGCUCCCGUUAACUGAAGUAUCAAAGCACCUCCAGCCUCAAGGAACAGCUUGUUGGGAGAAGGGCAGGAACCGAGCUCCAUAAAUUUGACACACGCUGUUUUGACCAUUCACAAAAACAGGGGAAAGAGGAGGAAUGAUGGGUGACAGAGGUAACUUUCUUUCUCUCUUCCCCCCUGUAACCUUCAGCCCAGUGGUUAGGAUGCUCACCUAGGAUGGAGGAGAACCAGGUUCAAAUUCCUGCUCUGGAACAGACCUGAAACAGACUCGUUCAAUUUACCAAAAAUUCAAAAAAAACCAAAACAAAAUCUGAUUUCAGCUUGACCUGAACCAAAUUUACGUUUUUGGAACUGCCACCCAAAAUCAGUUACCAGCCCAGCUCUAGUCUUGAGGCCUUUCCAAGCAGCUCACUGCUACAGUAACUACCAGGAAAGAUCCCUGAGCAUUGAGCCUCAAGAUCUUGCAGAAAAAUCCACCUUACAGGCAUAGCUGGAAAG
Chelonia mydas (Green sea turtle) is the source of this 2506-nucleotide messenger RNA. RefSeq names its product chymotrypsin-like elastase family member 1. Gene Ontology annotation, molecular function: serine-type endopeptidase activity. The coding region runs from base 553 to 1515 and encodes 320 amino acids. The transcript has 7 exons. The record is from RefSeq and is a predicted model, not a curated record. Gene Ontology annotation, biological process: proteolysis. Lineage: Eukaryota; Metazoa; Chordata; Testudines; Cheloniidae.